GUUGAAAUUCCAUCAGUACAAGUUGAGCAAAGCAAAGAGAAAAGGAAUACGAUCCAAAAUAUUACUAGACUUCAGUUUACGUUACGUUGAAGAAUUUAAGUGACAAGAAAAGUGCUCUUUUUCCAACCAGAGUUCUAUAUAACGAUGUUCACUAUGGAAGGUCGUCCAGCUUUGGCUUUACAAGCAUCUGCCUGCUUUUUCUUUGUACAAGCCGUGGUCAUGGCGACUAGCACCAUCGACACUGACCACAUAACUGGUUGCCACAACAACAACGUCAUGUUAAACUGCCCUCUAUUCCAGACAGCAAAGAGUGAGUCUUCUGACAAGGUUGAGCUGGAGUGGAAGUAUAGAGAGACCCGAUGGAAGAAGCUCGCAGCUAUUGAUGGAGAUGGAAACAGAAGUGUCGUCUCCUCGAACCGGACACGGUACCAGAACAGGCUGACUCUCCAUCCAAACGGAUCAAUGAUGAUCGCGUCUUUGACGCCUGAUGAUGAACGAUCGUACUUGUGUAAGGUGGGAGUCGAUGGAAGCUCGAAGCAUUACCUGGUCAAGCUGAAUGUCACGUGCACCGGUAAAGUCACUGUGAUCAAACGUGAAGUCUGCAUAGAAGAAGACGUUGUUCUCAAUUGCGACGCAAUACGCAGAACAAACCCGAGAAAACUGAAACAAGUCACAUGGCACGUGAAGAACACAAGCAGCUCAAACAGUGACACCUCUUGGUCACCAGUCGUGGAUUCUGAUGGAACGACUGUCAAGAGUGGUGAUGGCUUUAGAAUGAACGAGAAUGGGUCUCUAUCCCUGCAAAGCCGUGUGAGAGACGAAGGUCAAGUGAUGUACAGAUGUGAAGUGUCCAAGAAUGUUGACAGUCCACGUGAAAUGCACGUGAUUGUGCUAAAGAAUAUCAAGUGUGGUAUCUUGAAAAGGAAAAGUGAAAAUGGUAUGCCAUCAACAGUUAACGUCUGUAUUGGUCAUCAAGCUGAACUGGUCUGUCCCUUUCUCAGAUCAGCAAACAUCUCACAUGUUAGAUCAGUAAAAUGGCACGCACGGACCAUAGGGAGCUCAAAACACCUCCAACAACUGUUCCAUAUCAAACUGAGAGAAACUUCAAAUGGGACGGUCUUCGGGAAGAAUUUGGCGCGUAAUACUUCAAGGCUCCAUGGCGCGGCUGGUAAAAGCAUAGAACUGGGGCUCAAUGGCUCACUUUUGAUCAAACGUAUUCGCAGUGUCGACGAGGGUGAUUAUGAAUGUAUCGUGAAGACCCGACAUCAUCAUCAGCCGUACAGGCAUCUCAUUCGACUCCAGCCCAUCUCUUGCAAUGACUCGAGAAAAGUCAGUGGAAAAAACGCUACCUUAUUCCCAACACCCUCUAUAUCCCGACCAGCUACUAUUAAAACGACCGCUGGCCGUGUCGCUUUGACAACCGCUCCAGCUAAAGGAAUUAAUGGCUCCACGAUAACAGACCGUGUGUCAAACCAGAACUCUACACAAGAGAAAGAAAAUCCCUUAAAAACUUCAGAUCUAUCAGGAACGUCCCCAACAAGCGUGGGUGAGAGCAACCAAACAAGAAAUGGAUCUCAAAUCACGGGUACUUUAGCACGAUUUCUUUCUGGUUCGAAAAAACAAGCAACAAUCAAGAGCAGUACAUCAACCAGUACAUGGACGAUGAUGAAGCCUUCUUUACAGACGGUCAAGACAUCUACAAGAGUUACCACUUUCACUACCUUCUACUCCGGUACGACAGAAGGAGACGCUCUUUCGAAGGAAUGGUCAUUAGAAGGCGCAGAAGACAAUGGAAAUGGCUUUAUCUGUGGAGGUGUUCUGAAUAAUUCUGUCGGUACAUUCCAAUCACCGAAUUUCCCAAGUGCAUAUCCUGCAAACUCUCAUUGUAAAUGGACCAUCCGUCUUCCCCAGGACUACGCAGCCAUCAAUGUUACGUUUCAUCACUUUGACCUGGAAGAUGAACAAGACUGUAGACGGGAUCAUGUCGCCAUCUUUGACGAAUUAGGUAACCUGGUUGGUCCCCGCCAUUGUGGAAUGAUGGACUGCCCGAGUGAAUUCCAAGUGAAAGGAAGACUUGCCGUUGUUAUAUUCCGCUCAGAUGCCUCUUUACAGAAAACUGGAUUCAAACUAAGCUAUAAAAGUGAUAGGCAAGCUAAAUGAAUAAACUUGAAAGCAAUACCGGGACGAAACCUUAGGCAUAAAUGGUCACGUGAUUGAGGAAAUUUCCCGCCAAAAUUGUCAUUGGUAUUUUUCAACAUCUUUUUUUUGCCCAAGCUGCCUUCUUCAGUGUAAUAAAUGCAAAAAAAAUAUCGGGUUGCCAGAAGAAUAAGAAAAUGUUGCGGUACACGACCACGUGACCUGCUCGUGAAGGUCAUGUAGACAGCAAAGGUUUCGGUAUUUUCUUGUCUAGUCCCACGAGGUUUGUACAAAAACUGGUGAGGUUGUCCCGCAUGGCAUUGUGGGGUUCAAGAUGACGGAGGGUUUUCACUUCAGUUUAACAACUCUGUGCGAGACGAAUUUCUCAGCAGUAAUUUGUAUACACUGAAAGAGGAAUUGUUAUUCACUGGGAAUGGCUUUGAAUAUUUCUUAGAGAAUUGAUGUAUUUCAAUUAAUAAUAGUGUAAAUUACUAAGUCAUUGAUUAGCUUUAGUUUUAUGAAGCUUCAGGAAUAUUAUCAGAUUUGUAAAGAUGGAACAAUGCGAUUGCAUUUAGGAGCUAAAUAAACGAUUUCAAAUCAUU
Molecule: messenger RNA, 2738 nt
Organism: Actinia tenebrosa (Australian red waratah sea anemone)
Lineage: Eukaryota; Metazoa; Cnidaria; Anthozoa; Actiniaria; Actiniidae
Source: RefSeq, a predicted model, not a curated record